This is a messenger RNA of Striga asiatica, 4590 nucleotides long. The record is from the annotation of a GenBank genome assembly. Lineage: Eukaryota; Viridiplantae; Streptophyta; Magnoliopsida; Lamiales; Orobanchaceae.
CACAAAUUGGAUUUCUUUAUUCCUUUCCAACGGAUGAAAAGGCAAAAAUAUAUCGCAGUAAAAUUAAAAUUUACGCAGAUACAAUUAUUCCCAAUCAUGGGUUUUGCUCCUCCAAGCUCAGAGCACAUUAACAAUGGCGAAUCUAUUACCGUAUGCUGUUUCUAGUAAAGAAAGGUCGAGUCUCGAUAGCAGAGAAUAGAGCUGGGAUUUGGAUUUCGGAAACCCUAACUUGCACUGAAUCUCGGACUGUACCUUUUACAUUUUCAUUUUUGGGGAAUUCUUACCAUUUAUAUGAGGGAGAUGGACAGAUCGAGAUCUAAACGAUACUAUUAUGACCAUGACUAUGAAUCUGAAACCCUACACUCGCGGAGCAAGCCGCGCUACGGCGGCGGCGGUGGAGGCCACCAUUAUGCUCCGAGCCACGGCCACCACAGGCGCUCCUCCGGCGGAGGUGAGGGAAGGAAAAUGCAGGAUCCUUCUCCGAUGGUGACGACGAGCUACCGGAUUCUGUGCCACGACGUGAAGGUCGACGGUGUGAUUGGGAAAUCCGGCAGUAUAAUCAAAGCAAUCAGGCAGCAAACGGGAGCUUUCGUCAAUGUUCACGAGCUGGCUCCGGGGGAUGAGGAGAGGAUUAUCGAGAUUUCUGACGCCCGGCGGCGGGACCAAGAUAGUCUAAUGCGGUCCUUUUCGCCUGCGCAGGAAGCACUAAUGUUGAUACACGACAGGAUUGUGGAGAGUGAGAUGGAAGGUUACGGGCAUAAUGUGGGGUUUGGGGAAGAUGAAAAUGGCGGUCGAGUAGUGACGAGGCUGGUGGUCUCGAAGAUGCAUGUCGGGUGUUUGAUGGGGAAAGGAGGGAAGAUAAUCGAGCAGAUGAGGAUCGAGACAAGGACUCAUAUCAGGAUUUUGCCCAGGGACCAUAAUUUGCCGCGUUGUGUGGCGAUGUCGGAGGAGAUUGUUCAGGUGGUUGGUGAUGUUAAUGCCGUGAAGAAUGCUAUAGCAGUAAUAGCUUCACGUUUGAGGGAGAGCCAACAUCGUGACAGAGGCCAAUUUAGUAAUCGGCUGCAUCCCCCGGAUGAUUUCUACCCUGCUGAUGACGAUUUCCGUGCACACAACAAAAGAGGGUGUUCCUCUAUUGAAAGGCCAAGUUUUGGAUCAAGAUACUCGGGUGGUUCAAGGAGCAACAGUUAUUCCACUACAUUAGCCGACAAUGCUCGGAAUUUUUCUGGUGAUAGUAUUGUGUUUCGCAUACUUUGUCCUGUUGACAAGCUUGAUAGCGUUGUUAGCGAGUCAGAUGGGAUUGUGGAUUUGCUUCGAAAUGAAAUAGGUGUGAAUGUUGAGGGUCCAGAUGAUGAGUUGUUUCCUGCUCAAGAAGCUUUGUUGCAUAUACAGAACCGCAUUGUUGAUCUUGUCCCGAAAAAGGAAAAUAUUAUUACCACUCGGUUACUAUUGCAAUCGGAUGAAAUUGGUUCUCUGCUUGAGGUGGAGAACAUAGGCAACGCAAAUAUAAAGAUCUUACCUAGAGAAGAGCUUCCCGUAGGAUUAUCAGGGACAGAUAAGAUUUUACAGAUAGUUGGGGAGAUCAAGGCUGCUCGAGAGGCUUUGGUGGAGGUGACCUUAAGGGUUCGGGGUUACAUAUACCGGGAGUUUCAUGAGGAAGUUUCUAGAACUAAUGCACCUCCAUCUUCUGAAAUCGAAGCUGGGAAAGGUCCCGUUAAUUUAAUGUCUCAGAGUUCAUCGGCUGCUUCAGCCCCACAAAAGGCUAAAGAUGUGGGCCCACCUAAUGUUGAAAUACUGAAGCAAAACGAGAGUGAACGAGUCAAAGAACAGCCCAGCGGAAUGAAUAGAAUAUCUGUACCACUUGUCACCAGAAGUACACUGGAAAUUGUUAUAUCGCCUUAUGUGGCAUCUGAACUCGCAAAGAAAUCAAGAAAGCUAGCUUUGAUCAGUGAGCUCUCGGGAGCAAAUGUGAAACUUAUUGAUGACAGACCAGAGGCAACAGAGAAGAUUAUUCAAAUAUCAGGUUCUCCGGAGCAAGCUGAGAGAGCUCAGACUAAAGUUUCGAUUUCGAGGUGUAAUUUUAGGCUUUAUAGGGUGCCAUUUAGCCGUUUCUAUGGACGGCUGAGAGGUUUGGCCGUGGAUAGCUCGUCCGAACAGCGUUUAUCUUCUGGUGAUUUGGACCCAAACCAUAGCUUGGCCGAUCUAGAAGCGCAACUUCAAGAAUUAUUUGAUGAAGUUAAGAGGAUGAUUAAACUAGGAAAAGAAGAUGAUGCUGUGAAUUUGCUUCAGGCAAAUUAUGAAGCUGUUAAGGAACAGCUGGAUUCAGGUGCUCGAGGCAUAGAAGAGGCUGCUGUUCUUGAUGUCAUAGCUUUAGGGUAUAUGGCCCUUGGAGAUUUCAGGACUGUAGGGUCUCUAAUGAAUGAGCUGAGUGAGAUUGUGAUUAGUUUGAGAGAUGACGAGCUUUUCCUUGAUAUUAUACUCAUGCACAUGGGAAGUAUGUAUCACACGUUGGAAAACUUUGAGUUUUCCAUUCAUUCCUACAGAAGAUGCAAGCAAAUCCUGGAGAGGAAAUAUGGAACUGAGACCCCUUAUCUUGGCACACCAUUGCUGGGAAUGGCUAAAGUGCUGGCUGAUAGUGGAAAAGCAACUGAAGCUAUUGAAAUGUACCAGCGAGUUAUUAAAAUAUUGAAGUCUAGUAGAGGAAAAGAGGAUGAGGCAUUGGUAUUGCCGUUAUGUGAACUGGGCAAUCUUCUAGUACAGCAGGGAAAAACAUCAGAUGCCGAAUGCACAUUCAGUCGAGUUGUAGAUAUUUAUAUCAAUUCAUAUGGUGAAAAAGAUGGAAGAGUAGGAAUGGCUAUGUGUUACUUGGCCAAGGUGAAAUGCGCGGAAGGAAAUGCGAACGAGGCAAUUGAUCUAUACAAGAGUGCUAUCCAGAUCAUCAGGGAUUCAAAAACCAUGUCAUUGGAUAGUGAAUUCAUGAUGAGGAUGAGAGUAGAGUUAGCUGGAUUACUUCAUGCCGUGGGAAGUGGGGAAGAAGGCCGGGUCCUGCUAGAAGAAUGCUUAUCAAUUACGAAAAAAUCUAAAGGGAAUGAUGAUCCCAGUUUAGUUCCCCACCUUGUGAAUCUUGCAACCUCCUAUUCACGCUUUAAGAACUAUGCUGAGGCCGAGCGCUUGCUGAGGAUAAGUUUACAGAUUAUGAAGAAAAAUGUGGCCCCUGAUGACCCAUCAAUUACCUUUCCCAUGCUAGAUUUGGCUGUUACUCUCUUCAAUCUGCACCGUGAUGAAGAAGCUGAAAGACUUACAAUGGAUGUUUUAGACCUCCGAGAGGCUCUCGAUUGUUUGGUGUCCAUUCAGACACGAAUGGAGAAGGAUGACAGUUUGUUGUUGGGCCAGCUCAAGAGAGUUUUGAAGAUUCAGGAAAAAGCUUUUGGCAGUGAUAGCGAAGAGGUAUGCGCACUUCACGUCCAUUUGCUCUCCUAUUUGUCUUUCAAUGUGAAAAAUGUGCUUUCAGAAAGUGGGUUCUGUUUUAUAACUGGUACACAACUUUUUGCAGCUCAGAAAGCAACGGAAAUCAUUGCUUUCACAUGUUAUGACGGCCACAGGUUGAAAAUGCCGUUCUGCUACGUGGACGCGCACGGCAACAAAGAUGGGGACGCAACGAAUAGUAACGGCGGCGGUAUCAAGCUUUUCUACAGAACCUACGGCCGAGGACCCGUCAAAGUCCUCAUGAUCAUCGGAUUGGCUGGGACCCAUGAUUCGUGGAAUCCUCAGAUAGAGGGCCUGGUCGGGACAGUAACACCGAACGAUGACGAAUCGCCGGACACCGGCGAUCGGAGCGGCGAGAGCGGCGGCGGGGUUUCCGGCGUGGAGAUUUGCGCAUUUGAUAAUCGUGGAAUGGGUCGGAGCUCCGUUCCCAAGAAAAAAUCCGACUAUUCGACGAAAAUUAUGGCAAAAGAUGCAAUAGCUCUAAUGGAUCAUCUGGGGUGGGGAAAAGCUCAUGUAUUUGGCCAUUCAAUGGGUGGUAUGAUUGCUUGUAAGUUUGCUGCCAUGGUGCCUGAAAGAGUUUCGUCUCUGGCCCUGUCGAAUGUCACUGGUGGAGGUUAUGAAUGUAUACCAAAGAUGUGCCAUGCAAAACGACUUGCAGAGAAAUUAUAUCCUUGUGCAAGAAUGGUUGAGCUUAAUGGUGGCCAUCUUGUGAGCCAUGAGAGAACUGAAGAGGUCAAUCGAGCUCUUAUUGAGUUGAUCAAGGCAUCACAGAGUAUGGUGAAACUACACGAUUGGACGAAUUUGUCCAAUAAAAGCAAUGAUUGCAAACAGCCUAUUGGUGUCCCCACUCCACAUGCCGCCAUGUUGAGAGGCCGCAACUUAGAGAUAAAUUAUGAUUCUGAGGAAACUGCCCGCAUGGUUCGUGCUGCAUUAUCCGUUGAUAAGGAGUUGCAUCCACAUAAGGUGAAAAGGGAAAUGUCAGUCUCCGGUGGUCAGCUUUCUGUUCGUUUUGAGGCAGUUGAAGCCAGAUUCCUCUGUGCAUCGUACAGUGCUUUUGUGGAUGUUCUUACGCUUGCUACGAAGACAAUUGAAGAAAUUGUUCAUUGA